AUGUCGCCCCUCCCAGCGUCCUCCCUCCCCCGCUCCAGGCGACCCACUCGCAGCACCAGCAUCUCCUUCGGACCCCCGCAACGUCCCAUCCCCACCUCCCUCCCCGUCGAGCUCCUCGACGCUGUCCUCGCCCUCUUCGCCCCCUCCACGCCCGCAGACCGCGCAACGCUCGCCGCCUGCACCCUCGUCUCACGCACCUGGCGCGCGUUCGCCCGCCCGCGCCUCCACGCGCGCGCGCGCAUCGCCCGCCCCGCCGACUUCGCCGACGUGCCGCGUCGCCUCCGCGCGGACCCGCAGCUCGCGGGGAUGGUCCGCAGCCUGGAGCUCGCGCCGGCGCGCGACGCGUCUGCGCCCUUGUUAGGCUUCGGCGGGAUGUGGGCCCUGCCCGCGCCCGUGCCGGAGGGCAGGGGGCGGGGCACCCGCAUGGGCGCGUACGAGGUCGUCGAGCAGGCGUACUUCGCGCGGCGCAUGGGCGCGUGCGGGUCUCCGCGGCUCGACCUCGCGACGCUCGCGGAGAUCGUCGCGUGCCUCCCGCGGCUGCAGGAGCUCUCGCUCGUCGGGCUCGCGAUGGUCGGGCCUCCUCCUUCUCGCUCACCGUCCCCCGCGCCGUCGCCAUCUUCCGCGGAGGAAAGCACCUCCACCGCGACACCAGCACCAGCGACUCCUGGCCCCUUCCCCCUCCGCAAGCUCACCAUUGCGCGCUGCCAGAUGCCCGGGCACGGCCCGCGCCUCUCCGCCUGGUGCGGCCUCGAACUCCUCGCCCUCUUCCCCGCGCAGACCGCACACAUCGCCGGCACGGAGAUCAGCGGCGACGCUCCCACAGCGCUUCUCCCUUCCCCGCCGCCGCCGGCGAUCCGCGACUUCGCGCUCUCCUGGGAGAACUCGUACAUGCCCGCGAACGCGGCGAGCGUCUCCGGGCUGCUCGCGCACCUCGCCGCGACGCUCGACCCCGCGACGCUGGAGCGCCUCACGCUCGCGAGCGGGUGGAAGAUCGCGAGCGUGUUCCUGCCCGCGCUCGGCGCGCUCGUCCGCGCCGCCGCGGUGCCCAACGUGCGCCGCCUCGACCUCGGGCUCGUCCUGGGGCCCGUGGCCGACCGCGGGGAGGACAGAGCAGAAUACUGGGAGCCGCUGAACCUGAGGGAAUGUGGCCGCAUGGAGGCGUUCACGGUGACGAUGAAGAUGCCGUCGGAGAGGCAGGCCUCGACGGCGCGCAUCCCUCUCGCGGCGGCGUGCGCUGCGCUCGUUUCGCAGCUUCCACGGGGCACGCGCGAGGUGAUCGUGAAGCUGCGCGGAGUCGAGAAGCUGUCGCAGCUACUCGACGUUCGGUCGCUGAACCUGAGCCUUCUUGACGACGUGCUGGCGAAUAUGGAGGCCUUCCCCGAGCUGGAGAAGGUUACGAUCGAAGUGGAGGAUGGGACGCGCACGGCGGCGGUCAUCCUCGAGGGAGAGAACACGAUUGCUGCGCUGCUGCCGCGACUUCAGGCCUCUAACUUGCUCUCUUUGAUGACUGUAUCAUGA
Messenger RNA from Epithele typhae, 1518 nucleotides. RefSeq lists its product as uncharacterized. Lineage: Eukaryota; Fungi; Basidiomycota; Agaricomycetes; Polyporales; Epitheliaceae. Bases 1 to 1518 code for a protein of 505 amino acids. The transcript is spliced from 2 exons. The record is from RefSeq and is a predicted model, not a curated record.